Bombyx mori (domestic silkworm) is the source of this 8057-nucleotide messenger RNA. It is a transcript of the gene Ctps, whose product is annotated as CTP synthase. Gene Ontology annotation, molecular function: CTP synthase activity; identical protein binding. Gene Ontology annotation, biological process: CTP biosynthetic process; pyrimidine nucleobase biosynthetic process. The record is from RefSeq and is a predicted model, not a curated record. The transcript is spliced from 10 exons. Gene Ontology annotation, cellular component: cytoophidium; cytoplasm. NCBI's taxonomy places the organism in Eukaryota, Metazoa, Arthropoda, Insecta, Lepidoptera, Bombycidae. Bases 1762 to 3609 code for a protein of 615 amino acids.
CAAAUGAGUGACUGUAAUCCCGUUUCCACACCGAUUGAGAAAGAGACUAUUCAAGAAGGGAAAGAAGAAACGGAAGCUUCCUGUUUCCCAUAUAGAGAAGCUGUCGGUGCUCUGGCAUACUUAAUGGUUGGUACUCGCCCUGACAUUGCUUAUGCCAUCGGAGUUGUCUCAAGAAAGUUGGAGAAACCUGUAAAGACAGAUUGGCUCAAGGUAAAACGUAUCUUGCGCUACAUCAAAGGUACCUUUUCGCAUGGGAUCUCAUAUAAAGCUGGUCUCAAACCUGGAAUCCUAGAAGGAUUUAGCGACGCCGACCACGGAGGUGAUCCAGAAACCGGACGUUCCACAACGGGAGUGAUCUGUCGCUAUUCUGGAGGCACAGUUUCAUGGAUCAGUCAGCGACAAACAUCGGUCGCUAUCUCCACUACAGAAGCCGAAAUUGUGGCAGCUAGUGAAGCUGGCAGAGAACUAAUGUGGCUUGCUAGACUAUACCAGGCAUUGACUACAAUUGCGGACGUACCGGUUCUGCAUGUGGACAAUGAAGCUGCUGUUCGUCUUGCUCACAACCCCGAGUUUCACAAGAGAACGAAGCAUAUCCGGCUCAGACAUUUCUACGUCAGAGAAUUGGUAACUGAGGGUAUCUGCAACGUUGUACGGAUCGGAACAAAGGAUCAAGUCGCAGACAUCCUUACCAAACCACUACCUCGUACGUCAUAUGCAGUUCUACGCCAGGCGCUAGGACUGUGUACUAUGUAAAUGUUUAGGGAAAGUGUUGGAGUUAAUGGAUAUAGAAACUCCUUAUCAAAAACAUAUACAUAGAAAGAAGUGACAAGAGUUGUCAUAAGAAGAAGUGAAAAAAUGUCUGUCACUUCGUGAAGUACAAUAAAAUAAGAAAACUGUGAUUUCGAUAAUAAAUUCUAAAACAUCGACGUAACUAAUACUAAUUCGUAAAAGUGUGUUAGUGUAUUAUUUCGUAACUGCCUGCACUCUGCGAUUUAAAGAACCACGCUCUGCUACCAAGAACUUUAAAUCAUAUCAGUAGCUGCGGUCUGAAGUCGUCGAUGAAGCAACGCCUUCUUCCUACACGAGUAGUAGAUGGCGGUGUCAUCGGCGAAGAGCGCCAGAUGGCUCUCCGGAGACCGGGGUAUAUCAUUGAUAUACAAACUAAAUAGUAACGGGGAGAGGGCGGAGCCUUGCGGGACUCCGGCUGUGACGUGGGUCAAAGACGAUGGAUAUGGAAUGAUCAAUAAUAUGAGGUGUCCUAAAAAGAUUUGGAUAGACUAUGUGAAAGAUAUGCAAGAGAAGAAUGGGAGUGCAGAGAUUACGUGUGAUGAUGAAGUGUACAUAUUGUGGGAUAAGGGCAAAAAGAAGAAGAAGAUUAAGUUUUCACUAAAACAGUUAAUUGAAAUAAAAUAGCAAAGUCGUUAUUAAUUUUUAAGCCGUCUAGUCUGUCCCAUUUGUACUUUUGACAUAAAGAAUAAGGAAAUAAUGUGUCAACGUCAUAGUUGAAAUCUUGUUGUUGUCACUUGUCAGUUGGUUUUGCAAUUUAAAUGUAACAAUACACAUUCCUACAAUUGUUCGUAAAAUUUCAUUCUGAUUUCGCAUAAUCUGUGAUUGUAAUUCUUGUGAACGCGUGCACGCAUCAACUUAAAAAACAUCAAUUAAUUCUUUCUAUAAAUACAUUAUUGAUUAAAUGCAUGUUCAUAGUAAAAAAAAUUACACCUUAAUUUUCAUAAUCGUCUCAUUUUUUGAAUCUACUAUAAAAUGCCGGAUAUGAAAUAUAUUCUUGUGACUGGUGGCGUUAUAAGUGGUGUUGGAAAAGGUGUAAUCGCAAGUUCUUUUGGCACAAUCUUAAAAAGCUGCGGUAUUGAUGUAACUUCUAUCAAAAUCGAUCCGUAUAUCAAUAUAGAUGCAGGAACGUUUUCUCCCUACGAGCACGGUGAAGUGUAUGUCUUAGAUGACGGUGGCGAAGUUGACCUUGAUCUUGGCAAUUAUGAGCGCUUCUUGGACAUAACUCUGCAUAGAGAUAAUAAUAUAACAACGGGAAAGAUUUAUCAACAGGUUAUAGAACGAGAGAGAAGAGGAGAUUAUUUAGGAAAAACUGUUCAAGUUAUCCCACACAUUACUGAUGCUAUCCAAGAAUGGGUACAGAGAGUCGCACAUAUUCCGGUGACAUCAAAUAAUGCACCUCCUAGAGUGUGUAUAAUAGAGCUUGGUGGCACAAUAGGUGACAUAGAAGGAAUGUCAUUUGUAGAGGCAUUUAGACAAUUUCAAUUCCGUGUGAAGAGAGAAAACUUUUGCUGUGCUCAUGUGUCUUUAGUGCCAAUGCCCAAAUCAACUGGGGAACCUAAAACGAAACCUACACAAUCAUCAGUCAGAGAGUUGAGAGGCCUGGGCUUGUCACCAGAUUUGAUCCUGUGUCGCUCUGAAAAGCCCAUUAAUCAUAAUGUGAAAGAGAAAAUAUCAAACUUUUGCCAUGUUGCUCCAGAACAGGUUAUAUGCAUUCAUGAUUUGACUUCGGUUUACCAUGUACCGCUGCUAAUGGAAGCACAAGGAGUUGUCCAAUAUCUGAAUGAGAGAUUGAUACUCAAUAUAUCAAUGCCUAGACCAAGCAGAUUCAUGCGUAAGUGGCGUAAUCUAGCUAAACGAGUAGACAAUUUGCGUAAAGAGGUAAAUAUAGCACUUGUAGGAAAAUACACAAAACUUGAAGACAGCUAUGCCAGUGUCACUAAAGCAUUACAGCAUUCAUGCAUUGCAACUGGAUGUAAACUGAAUCUCACAUACAUUGAAGCUGUUAAUUUGGAGAAACAGAUGAAAAUCGAUGAUCCUGUAAACUACCAUAAAGCUUGGCAGGAUUUAUGUAAAAGCGAUGGUGUAAUAGUUCCUGGUGGAUUCGGACAACGAGGUAUGGAAGGUAAAAUAGAGGCGUGUCAGUGGUGCAGAGAAACACAAAAACCAAUGCUGGGCAUUUGCCUGGGCUUACAAGCUGCUGUCAUAGAAUUUGCUAGAAACGUUCUCGGGUUAAAAGGAGCUAAUAGUACAGAAGUAGAUCCAGCAUGUGAAGAUAAACUGGUGAUUGACAUGCCUGAACACCAUCCUGGUAAUCUUGGUGGUACAAUGAGACUCGGAAAAAGAAAUACUUAUUUAGAACCUAGUAUAGUAAGCCAGUUAUACAAAAAAGAAGUCAUAGAAGAGCGCCACAGACACCGUUAUGAAGUGAACCCAGAAUACACAGAUCGUCUUGAAGCAGCUGGCCUCAACUUCGUCGGAAAAGAUGACACUGGAACAAGAAUGGAAGUAGCUAUAAUAAAAGACCACCCAUAUUAUGUAACUGUGCAAUUUCAUCCAGAAUAUUUGUCAAGGCCUCUAUCUCCGAGUCCCACAUUUUUGGGUCUUAUUCUGGCAUCUUUGGGCAAACUGAAAUCAUACAUGAACAGAGGGUGUCGUCUUAGUCCAAGAAAUCAAUCUGAUGUUAGCUCUGACGAAGAAGAUUUGUCUGUGUCUUCAAUCAGUUUAUCAGAUGAAAACACAAUCAUAGAGAAUGGUAAAGAAGAAAAUUUAACAACAAACUUGAAGAAAAUGAAUGGUCAAGUUAAUGGUAACACUGGUUAAACGAAUUCUCCACAUUUAAUUCCAAUUAAUUAGGUACUGUUUAAUUUUAAGCUUUACUCGUGCUUUGAUCAACUAUUUCAAUGUAACUAGAAUCUAUUAUAUGUUAUUUACUCACAAAACAAUUACAGUAAGGUCUUUCUAAUUAUGACAGGCGAAUAUAAGGGCCCUGUAUAUGAAUUAUCUAAUAUAUAAAAUUCUCGUGUCACAAUGUUCGUUCCCAUACUCCUCCGAAACGGCUCGACCGAUUUUAGUGAAUCUUAGCGUGCAUAUCGGUCAGGGUUGAGAAUCGGCUACUAUCUAUUUUUCAUCCCCCUAAAUGUUAAGGGUGGUCCACCCCUAAAUUUUAUUUGUUAUUUUUUAGACAAAAAAAAUUGUUUUUAUUUUUUAUGAUACAGCAUACAAAAAUACAUACAACCCUAAAUUUUCACCCCUCUACGAUCAACCCUUAUUUUUUAUUUGCUAAUUAAAAACUUUAAAAUUUUUUGCGAGAAUUUUGUUUUUAUUUUGUCAUGACGUAGAAUAAAAAAAUUCAUAUUACUCUGAAAUUUUCACCCCUCUACGAUCAACCCCUAUUUUUUAUUUGUUAAUUAUAAACUUUAAUUUUUUUGGCAAGAUUUUCAUUUUUAUUUUUAUUUUGUCAUGAAUUAAAAUAAAAAAUCGGAUGUUACUCUCAAUUUUUCAUCCCUCUAUGAUCAACCCCUAUUUUUUAUUUGUUAAUUAUAAACUUUAAUUUUUUUGGCAAGUUUUUUAUUUUGUUUUGUCAUGACUUAAAAUAAAAAAAUCAUAUUACUCUCAAUUUUCACUCUUAUACGAUCAACCCCUAUUUUUCCAUCCCGAUUAAUAUUUUUUUUAUUCUAUGCACAGAUCCCCAAUAAGGUUGCAAGAUGGCAAUCAAAUAUUAUAAUUGUAGUACGACAAAUUCUUAUUCAGAGCUUAUAAUUUCAAGUUCCUUUAAUUAUGAUUUUUUUUAAAUUGAAUUUGAUCUCCCGCCAUCGCCGGUUGACUACUGAUCAACUAUCAAUCGAUCAGCUAUCCCCGUCUGAUGCCACCACUCAUCCAGCAAACAUCACGUAGUAGGGAUGAGGACAAAGCCGGUCUCCUGUCUUACUUUUUUUUUUAUGGGAUUUUAUGACCUGGUAACUGAGACCUUUAAGUCAUGUCUUAUUUUAAUUUAUAUUCAUAUUUUUAUGAAAAAUGAUAUUAUGAAGUGAAAUGAUAUGAAGAUGAUUAAUUUGAGACAUUAAUCAACUAGGAUGAAAUUAAAUGAAAUGAAAUGAGAUGAAAUAUAAUCUCAGAAAAUGGUGGUCAUUUACUUUUUUGAGUGGGCUUUUUGGAGGAUCCCGAGAAGUUACGUCCAGCGGCUUUGUUUCAUUUUCCCACAUUUGUGCACUUUCACAGAUAUUAAACAGUUAAUAAACCACCAUUACACAUUUAAACCCGAAGAAACACUAAAUAGACAAAAUAAAACACAUCACACAACUUCACUCCUCGCGUUCCCGCCAAAAAGUCCCUGUCUUACUUACUCACUAUACAUCAUAGAUUAUACACUUAAUAUUAUUAUAUUUGAGAGCUAUACAAUACUAUACAUUAUUCAGCCAUGUUUUUUUGGUUUUAUUUGUGUAUCAAUAGUAUGUUCAGUAGGUCUGAGAAUCGGCUACUAUCUAUUUUUCAUACCUAAGUGAAAAGGGUUGUCCGUCCACCCCAAACAUUUAUUUUUAAUUUAAAUUUUUUGGAUAUUUUUUUGUUUAUAAUGAAGUAUUAUGUGGUUAAAUGAGGUUUUUUUUUCUACAGUAGAAUUUCCCUAGCAAUCUUAUUUAAGGCAACACAACGUUUGCCGGGUCAGCUAGUGCUCUAUAAUAUUUUAAUGAUAGUGAAAUAGCCGGACUAAGGAAACCUUUCUGAAUAACAAACAUAAACAGUUGUGAUAUUUCAUAAUACACCUUGCACGCCUAAAUGUAUAUUUAACCAAUAUCUUACCUAUUACUGCACGAAUGUAAGAAAUUGGAGCGGUUGCCUUCUUUUUUUAAAGACGAAAGAUAGUAAACUACUACUAAUAGAUACAAAUCUAAGUUUAAUUUAUUUUAGUAGAUAUAAAUACAUAUAAAUAGACAAAGACAAAAUAGUUACGAUGUAUUUUUGUUCACUAGCUAUUGACAAGCUUUUAGUGUUAUAUUUAAAUAUUUAAAAGAAAAAAGUCAAUAAGAAAACAUAUCGUAAUACAUAAAAAAAUCUAAAUCUUGAGGUGUAGACGUAAUCGUCGAGUUUGGUCGUAAUGGUCGAGUUUUAACUACCAUUUCAUCAAUGAAAGUAAAUAUUAAAAUAUUUUCCAUAGUUUCAGAUUUGGUGAAUCUCUAAUAUUAAAACAGCUGCCAGACUCGUUAUCAGUUUUUGUGCGAUUUUAAUCACUGUAACAAAAUAUAUUCAAACUUUAGUAUUAUCCUGUUAGAAUCAACAGCAUUGCAACCUGUGUGCUUAGUGCGAGUUUUUUUUAAAGUUCUCGAUAGCGUAAAAGUUACAUCAAAUUUGUAUGGAGUUUGGAACGUUUGCCGCAAGGGGCGCUGUUACAACUGCAUACAAAUUUAAGUGAACUUUUAUGCUAUCGAAAACGUUAAAAAACUCGCACUAAGUAUUUUCGGGACCUGUUUUAGAACACCCUGUAUGUUACUGACGUUGUUGUAUCCAACAACACUAAUUAUUAUAUUAAUAAUUAAUUAAUUAAUCGUUAAUUAAAAAAAUUAAUCGUUCAUUACUCCGCUCAGUGAAUAAAUCAAUUAGAAUUAGGAAGGCCUUACUGUGUAAUGUAUAUAUUGCUAGAAAUGAAUUCAUGACAAAUAAAACGUAAGGACUCCAAACAUGCAUGCAUAAUUUUAAUAAUAGUUUUGUGAUUCUGUAACAAUGUAAUUGUUGCUGGACUUUCUAGAUUAAAAUAUUAAGUUUAACUUAAAAUAUUAAGUUUAACUUAGUCCAUAGAAUAUUUAAGUACAAUUUUCCGUUUAUUAUUGUAUAAAUUGACUAUUUCAUGCUUUAUUAACAGAAAUGUGUAAGUUAACAGUGUGAUCAUCGUUAGAACUGUAUCCAAGAUUGGUCACGUUCGACCUACGAUUUCGGGCUUUUUACACAGGUUCUAUAGGGAUCGUACCUAAAGUUCAAUCGGCAACUACUACCUUAACGUCAAUGGAAAGCAAUGUUCAUUUAUUAAGAUAAACACAACUAAUUGUUGCCCCGCAAUGAAUAGUAAUGGCAGCUAGCCGAAAAUUCCCAGUUUUAAUUGCAUUUCAAUGCGCGCUAUGCAAACAUAGUCAAUUCGGUCCAGUGGUAUCGUGAAAGGUAUGUCAUUGUUUUUGGGUACGGUUCCAAUAGAUGAUGCACAUAAACAUAAAAAUGUAGUGCCUUUAACUUCGUGUAACUAUAGUAUCUGAUUAUUGUUGACUAACGUUAAUUUCAUUCAUUGUUAAAAAUCUAUUAAAUGUUAUGUAAGGUGAUCUUUUAUCACAAAGAGAAAUGUUUUUAUUAUUAGCCCCAAAUAUAUAGUAAGAUUGUAACGUUUGAUUGUCCUAUGUGAUAAUUCGGAAUGCAUACAGUGUAUUUGUAUGGAAACAUAUUUGUUGACAUUUUAUAUCUAAAUGGAGUUAUUUGUAAUGGAAAAAUAUAUUUCUAAAAUUGGAAAAAAUGUAAAAAAAAAAACUUAAUAUUAUAGUUUUAGAUACCUACUUUAAAACUCGUAGUAUGUAAAACUACCACAUUUUAUUAAAUGUUUGAAAUGAAAUAUCAUUGCUAUAACACCCUCACACAACAAUCUUAGCUUAAAUAAAUAAAUGAAAUACAAUUGAGAUUGAGAAAUACUAAAUUGAAACAUACAAUUUAACUACAUUAUAGCAUGUAUGCAGGUAAAUUCUGUGUGAUAUGAAUCAAUAUUGGGGACUCUUUAGUGAAUUCUACACUUGAGAAGAAAACAAAAUCUAUCCAUAUUGAAUGAAACAAUAAGUUGUCUGAACAAUUAUGUCGUCUAGACUUGUGAGAAUUUAAAGAGCAAGAACUUAGAUGUAUAUUCCCCUAUGUAUAGUUCUAGUAAAAGUUGUUAAAUACGUUAACCUAAUAGUUUGAAUUUUUGACUAUGAACGUUAGCUUUAAUGCAAAUGAUUGUGCCAGAAUAUUAUUUUUAUGUGUCAUAGAUCUUAUUUAAAUUAACAGCCGUUGCAAAGUUUACUAGGCAGGUCCGUUGAUCGCAGAAUGAAAUAUGAGAAAGACGUGAAAGUUGUCAAGUGCUCACGAUUAGCAAUCUUACAAAUAAUAAUUGUGUCGACAGAACCAUGACGCUUUUUGUUAAGCGCCGUUUAGACAUCUCAGAUUGAAUUUUUUUUUUAAAAGUACUUUAACAUCGAGCAGUAAUUAAAAAAACUAAUACGCUAAUACCUACUUAAGUUCUGAAAUAAAUUAUUUCCAUAAAA